Lycium barbarum (goji berry) is the source of this 648-nucleotide messenger RNA. RefSeq lists its product as uncharacterized. Lineage: Eukaryota; Viridiplantae; Streptophyta; Magnoliopsida; Solanales; Solanaceae. Gene Ontology annotation, molecular function: nucleic acid binding; zinc ion binding. The record is from RefSeq and is a predicted model, not a curated record. The coding region runs from base 1 to 648 and encodes 215 amino acids. The transcript has 2 exons.
AUGACGUCUAAUAUAGCCGAAUGUAUUAAUGGAAAAUUGGUAGCAGCAAGAGAGUUGCCUGUUUUCGAUUUUCUUGAAGAAGUGAGGAAGAUGUUUGGGAGAUGGAAUUGCACUAAUAGGAGGAACGGUACAUACACAUUCACAACACUUGGGAAAGCAUUCCAGCAAUUAUUAUCAAUAAACGAAUGUAAAUCUCUACGUAUGACGGUUGAACCAUCAACUGAAUAUGUGUAUACCGUAAAUGAUGAGGCAAGGCGAUUCAUACUUGAUCUUAAAAAGAAAACAUGCAGUUGUCGGAUGUUCCAACUGGACGAGAUACCAUGUCCACAUGCAUGGGCUGUAUUGAAGAGUAAAAGUCUUAUGUCUGAUGAAUAUUGUUCAGACCUAUUCAAACCAAAGACAGUGAUUAAGACGUAUGAUGUGCCUGUGGAUCCUCUGCCUGACGAGAGUGAGUGGAAUAUUCCCAAACACAUAAGCGAUGAAGUUGUUUUGCCACCAAGAUACAAGAGACCCCCGGGAAGGCCAAAGAAAAAGCGAGAUAAACCAUUAAUGGAGACGAUGAUUGGUAAACGUAGGAAUGCUUGUAGUACUUGUGGACGUCAUGGUCACAAUAGACGUUCUUGUUCCAAUGAGCCACGUAAGAAAUAG